AGGUUGGGGGCCAGGCCAGAAGGAAAAGCAGGAGCAACCUCAGCUGCAGCCUGGCCAUUCACGGUCAACGCUUCCUCUCAUCAGUAGCAUCUCCUUAACCGCUGUUAGCCGCUGUCCAAGCAUUCUCCCAGCGCUCCGUUAUCCGAGCUGCCUUGCAGGGGGGUCGGGCGAGAAGAGGGGAAGAGGGGGAGAGAAAACAUCGCGAGUCCCCGCCCCUUCAGCUUCAGGGUGAUCUGGCUUCUGGCCCUUGCCCCCACCCCAUACCCCCUACGACGCAUCAGUAGGCCCGCCCAGGCGUGUCUCGCCCGCCCUCAGCAGCGCUCCCGUACGCCCCUCCCUCCUACUCCUCCUCUGCCCCCCCCCCCACGGUCUGACUCUAGGUGGUACAGGCCGCGGAUAAAAGGAGCGGGCGGAGGCCACUCGAGUGGUACUUUUGGUUUUCCUACUGCUGUGGCUGCGGUCUGGGAGCACGCGCUGCCGGUCUUUGUAGGCUUGGAGCCCGCCCCCCUUUGCAGUCAUGUCCUCUGGAAAUGCUUACAUUGGAAAACCAGCCCCCGACUUCCAUACCACUGCUGUAGUGGAUGGAGCUUUCAAGGAGGUGAAGCUAUCUGACUAUGAAGGGAAGUAUCUGAUCAUCUUUUUCUAUCCCCUGGACUUCACGUUUGUGUGCCCCACUGAGAUCAUCGCCUUCAGUGACAGGGUCUCUGAUUUCCAUCAGCUGGGCUGUGAAGUUCUUGGUGUGUCUGUGGAUUCCCAGUUCACUCAUCUGGCCUGGAUCAAUACUCCUCGAAAAGAGGGUGGCCUGGGACCUUUGAAAAUCCCCCUGCUGGCAGAUGUAACUAGAAACCUUGCUCGAGAUUAUGGGGUUCUGAAGGAGGAUGAAGGCAUUGCCUACAGGGGCUUAUUUAUUAUUGAUGCAAAGGGAAUUGUCCGGCAAAUCACUGUCAAUGACCUGCCUGUUGGGCGCUCAGUGGAUGAGACUUUGAGGCUAGUGCAAGCAUUCCAGUACACAGAUGAGCAUGGGGAAGUAUGCCCUGCAGGCUGGAAGCCUGGAGGAGACACUAUCAAGCCCAAUGUGGAGGAUAGCAAGGAGUAUUUCUCUAAGAACAACUAGGCAAGAAGUGCUGCUGCUUUCUUUGCUCCGGUGGCAAACCUCAAGAUGGUGAAGGAGGCUUCUGCCCCUCCUGGGUAGUGGCCCUUGCCCCAAAUCCCGUCUUAAUCUCUUCCUCCUUAUGGAGGGGCAUGUAUGGGAGGGGAGGAAGGGGCCUGUGUCUAAUAAAUUCUCUGGUAAAAUCAAA
Molecule: messenger RNA, 1298 nt
Organism: Monodelphis domestica (gray short-tailed opossum)
Lineage: Eukaryota; Metazoa; Chordata; Mammalia; Didelphimorphia; Didelphidae
Gene: PRDX2
Product: peroxiredoxin 2
Biological process (GO): leukocyte activation; cell redox homeostasis; cellular response to stress
Cellular component (GO): cytosol
Molecular function (GO): thioredoxin peroxidase activity
Source: RefSeq, a predicted model, not a curated record